Molecule: messenger RNA, 828 nt
Organism: Guillardia theta CCMP2712
Lineage: Eukaryota; Cryptophyceae; Pyrenomonadales; Geminigeraceae
Exons: 3
Coding region: 1-828 (275 amino acids)
Source: RefSeq, a predicted model, not a curated record
AUGCAGCCGCAAUCUAGAAAUGCUUUCCGAGAUAUCACUAACUCGACCGUCCCCGCCGACUCACAUCGAUUCACACCGACCAAGAGAAUGAGGGAUCCGACUACAACGGCGCCAUGUAACAAAAACCCGAAGGUGCAGUCGUGGGACUUGGAAGUUGAAGCAGGAAGAGCAAGAGUUCGAUCCAAAGCCGACGCCAUCGUCGCUCAGAUUGUUUCAGGCCCUUCAAGCAGAUAUCCAGGGGCAAGGGAAGGUUGGGAAGUGGAGGAGCAGAAUGGGUUGUCCUCUUAUGCAUCUUCAUCUUCAACCAUCUACUCCUCUUCCGGCAAGGCAUGCAACCGUCAGGGGCUGUAUGGAACGUUCCGGAAGAGGAACGGGAAAUCUGUCUUCAUCCCUUUCCCGGUCGACCCCAACACCGACACUGCUUGCUCCACAAGAACAGCUGGAUUGGAGUCAGCAGCGUCAUCAAGCACAGUAGAGGGAUGUGGGGCAGUACCCAGCAGCCAUGCAGCGACGUUCUGUAACCCGUCGCUUCCAGCUGCAGCAAGCGAAGUUUCGAGCUCCGAGAGGGUGAAAUCAGCAAGUCAGGAGCUCGUCUGCCACAAGCUCAAGCAGGAACGAACCCUCCUCAAGAGCUCCGUCUCUGAGGCCUUGGACCAGAUCGUUGCUAUAGCAUCAGCAUCUGCCCCACAGAAGAAGCACUGUCAGACCGCCCAAAGUUGUGAGGCAGAGGAUAUAGCUCUUGAUCCCGGCAGAACAGGAGCCACUGGUUUACUCUCCUCCUCCUCAACCGUCACCACCUACUCUUCUUCGAAGCACAUCUUCCCGUAG